UCCUCAUGCCCAUUUCCCUUCAGGGAAACAAACUGAACUAGUUCACACUAGUUCCCACGCUAUAUUGCAAAGGGGAUUGGGCAAAAAGUGUAAAAUUAUGCAAGGUAUUUGUUUGUAAAAAACUGUUGACAGUGAGAGAUUGUUUGUGGAUAGCAAAACAAGUUGAGAUGUUUUUUUUUUGUGGGUGUGAAGCUUAUCUUUGGUUUAUCUGACUUGGAAACUCCUUUAGCUUGUCUCUUUCUACGGAAAUCCAUCUACAUUUCAAGAGGUGUGAACUGAAAGGGGAUCUUUGAAUCUGAAACUCUCUAAGCCAGCCUGCAAGAAGAGUGUGUAAGGCUUGAGGGCACAGCAAAAUAAAAGCUCUGAUCAGAGACAGCACCAUAUUCAUUUGCACUUCCAGACGAGCUCAGCUUGCUGUGUUGCCGCUAAGGUGUCUUAGCAUUUAUAGACAGAAAGUCUCAGUUUUGGAGGAUGGCUGCAGUGAGCACAUGCUUGAAGAAAACAUUCAUUUUUGUGAAUGUCAUUACAGGGCUUCUGGGAACUAUUUGGCUUGUCCUGACACUGUUUAUGCAUGGCCAUUACCAUGGAGUCUAUCAGAGUUAUGAAUUAGAGACAAUUGUGGGUUUAUCCACUACAUAUGCAGUUGGAGUUGGGAUAGUGGUAAUGUGUGCUGUGGGCCUUUAUGGCAUCCUCAAGAAGAAGCAGUGGCCACUGAUUGUGUUCUCUGUUGGGAUGUUUCUUGUCAGCUUGCUGUUUCUUGUGGAAGCAGUAUUGUCAGCCAUUGCAUCAAACAUGACGGAAGAACAUGCAAAAGUUGCAUUGAAACCGAAAAUGCCACUUGAUCAAGAGCCAUAUAUUACUCAGCAUAAGUUUGACAGCCUUCAGAACACGUAUCAAUGUUGUGGCUUUCAAAAUGGAACCAGUGACUGGGGAGACAUAAUUCCUAAAUCAUGUCAAUGUCCAGAGCUGCUUGAAAACCCAACAGAAUGUAUUGGCCUCAAUGUGAAGACCAUAUCUGGGGAAAUCCAGGUGUAUCGGCAGCCAUGUUUUCCCUACCUGUUCCACAUCUCGAUAAUGGUCUUCAAAGUGCGGACAGCGUUCGCGUUUAUUUGUCUAUUAUGUCUGGUUGUUGGUCCCAUCUUGUCCAGUGUAAUUCUGUGCCAAAUGAGAAGAAGGACAAUCACACCACCAGUUACUUUUACAGCACAUUCAAGUAGAGCAAAAUACACAGAGCUUGGAUGAGCUUCUUAGGAGAUCUUCAGACUGCAUUUUAGGACUUGAGACUUGCUUAUGCACUUGCAGGAUAUUUGGUCACUUGCUACUAUAAUCCUGUUUUGUGCCGCACCUUUUAGGAUGCUUGCUUAUUGCCCAUGAAUGGCAGCUAUGUGGUUUUCAUGCUGUACCAUAAAACAUUAUAAGCUUGUGAGCAUCUGCCUUGUAUUUGUUUAGAUUUCUAAUUAAUAUAUUUGUUAAACUGAAGGAUUAUUAAUGUAUCCAGUUUACUUUGACCAAAAGGUCUUAUUAGGCUUUGUCUUCAGAUUUUCACAGAAUGGGUCAUAAAUUCACUUCUAUGGUUAUAUACAUUUUCACUUAAUAAAUAAUCUCUUCAUCAGCAAGAUGGCCGCUAAAUGAACUGUUUAUUGCAAAUAAAUGAAGUGAAACUU
Molecule: messenger RNA, 1664 nt
Organism: Clupea harengus (Atlantic herring)
Lineage: Eukaryota; Metazoa; Chordata; Actinopteri; Clupeiformes; Clupeidae
Product: tetraspanin-8-like
Exons: 9
Coding region: 472-1242 (256 amino acids)
Cellular component (GO): membrane
Source: RefSeq, a predicted model, not a curated record